This is a messenger RNA of Engraulis encrasicolus (European anchovy), 2245 nucleotides long. RefSeq names its product homeobox A11b (gene hoxa11b). NCBI's taxonomy places the organism in Eukaryota, Metazoa, Chordata, Actinopteri, Clupeiformes, Engraulidae. The record is from RefSeq and is a predicted model, not a curated record. Gene Ontology annotation, molecular function: RNA polymerase II cis-regulatory region sequence-specific DNA binding; DNA-binding transcription factor activity, RNA polymerase II-specific. The coding region runs from base 263 to 1177 and encodes 304 amino acids. Gene Ontology annotation, cellular component: nucleus. The transcript is spliced from 2 exons. Gene Ontology annotation, biological process: regulation of transcription by RNA polymerase II; anatomical structure development.
CUCCAUCCACUCCUGAAGAAUAUGUCAUUUUCUGCCUGCUCGUGGUCACGUGACAGCUCUCCUCGUGAGAUGGAUGGAGAUGGAUCUCCACGUCAGCUUGCGCGUCUGAAAUGUUGAGCUCGCGGACAUGCUUCAAAGCCACAGCAGCGCGAGGGGAUCACGGCAGCAGCAGGCUUGCGGACACGGAGGGAGCGCCCGUUAGUCCGUUAGACUCCGGAGCUGCUCAUGAGUAGCGCGAGCCCAGCCCAGCUCAACUCGAGCCAUGAUGGAUUUUGACGAGCGCGUGUCUGCAGUGGGCUCCAACAUGUAUCUGCCCGGUAGCUACGGCACCUACUACGUCUCUGGGACGGAGCUCGCGAGCCUCCCACCGUUCCUUCCCCAGAGCCCACCGUCCUGUCCCGUGACCUACUCUUACUCAGAUUUGGCCUUCAGGGAUUACGGCAUCGACACGAGCGCCAAAUGGCACCCUCGCGGGCCCCUGACCCACUGUCUGAGCGCAGAGGAGACUCACGCGGCUCACCGGGACUGCCUCGCGGGCUCCGGGACUCUGGGCGAGGUGUUCGCCAAAAACAGCCCGGUGGUGUUUAACCACCACCCCGCUCCCGGACAUGGACACACACACGCGCACUCACACCCACAAACACACUCACACACUUCCGCGAGCAUUUACGGCUCCGUGGGAAGGAACGGCGUCCUCCCGCAGGCGUUCGACCAGUUCUUCGAAACGGCGUAUGGCGGUACGAGCUCAGACAGCACCGGGACGCAGCUCGAGCACCCAGCUACGGAAAGGCUCGCGAGUAAACCACCGCCAGCAGCGGAGCCUGGCUCCGUGGACACGUGCCACCGGGACAUGGAAGAGAAGGAGAGGCAGCGCGAGGAGGAGAACAGCAGUCCCGAAUCUUCUUCCGGCAACACUGAAGAAAAUAAAUACUCCAACGGCAGUGGCCAGAGGACCCGGAAGAAGAGGUGUCCUUACACCAAGUUCCAGAUUCGGGAGCUCGAGCGUGAGUUCUUCUUCAGCGUCUACAUCAAUAAGGAGAAGCGCGUGCAGCUGUCGCGCAUGCUCAACCUCACCGACCGCCAGGUCAAAAUCUGGUUCCAGAACCGGCGGAUGAAGGAGAAGAAGCUGAACCGGGACCGGCUGCAGUACUACACCACCGGGAACCCGCUGCUCUAACCGGGACACUCAGUGCGCGAGAACAGACCACGCGCAAGACAAGCGCGGUGGAUAAAUUCAAGUUCGCGGGUGGAUGCAGGCCACAUUCCGCCUCUCUUCCGGACGGUGUGUGUGUGUGUGUGUGUGUGUGUGUGUGUGUUCCUGACAGGCUGUGAGAAACUGGAAUCCGCGCGUGUGUCUGAAACUGGAAUCAGGAUUUCUGGAGACUAUGAGCUCAUGCGUGUCUCGCUCUGCACUCAAAACAAACAAACAAACAAACAAACAAACAAACAAACAAACAAACAACACGUACAACAUUGCACGUGCCCCACCAAAGGACAUCCGCCUCAUAAGCAAAGCAUUUGCAAUAAUUUUAACAAAUGACAUCAAGUGGACAUUAUUAUUAUUAUUAUUAUUAUUAUUAUUAUUAUUAUUAUUAUUAUUAUUAUCAGGAAUUGCUGUGUCGGAUAUUUUGUGGCAAUAUUAUGUUCCCUUGAUGCCCAGUGCACUGUGUGUGUGUGUGUGUGUGUGUGUGUGUGUGUGUGUGUGUGUGUGUGUGUGUGUGUGUGUGUGUGUGUGUGUGUGUGUGUGUGUGUGUGAGAGAGAGACAGGGAGAGAGAGAGAGAGAGAGAGAGUGUGUGUGUGAGAGAGAGAGUUUGAAGCGCGUGAUGAGUACCGUUCUCAGUAGCUUCAUCCAUGAUGGCGCGCGCCAUGAGGUUCGAUGUCAGUGCCCUUAUUUUAUUAUUUGGGUCUAAUUGUUUAAUGGUGUUUAUUAUUGUUUAUUAUUGUUUAUUUUUCUUUCACAAUUUAUUUUUUUCAUCCGAUUAUUCUGUUUGUACUAUUGCGCACGCACAAUUAGAGAAUAUUAUGAAAUUCAGUAAUUAGACUCGUUUUUACCUCUAUCUAUCUAUCUAUCUAUCUAUCUAUCUAUCUAUCUAUCUAUCUAUCUAUCUAUCUAUCUAUCUGUUUCUGGGCUGUAUGAAUGAAGGCGGCGUGUUUACAUCCGCAUGCACGUUCUAUUCGAUUACGGAAAAGGCUUCAGGUGCUCGAGCUGUUUUUAAUUACAGCACGCGGGUGUGAAAGUAAAAC